AUGCCCAGCACAGCAGCCAUAACAAUCUACAUCUUCGGCGCCAGCGCCCUCUACCAAGGCGCCAGCAUCCUCCUCGCACCCCGCCAGGCCCUAGCCACCAGACAACUCCCAGAAUCCGCUCGCCCCGCCCUCACCGCGUUCGGCGUGGCCAUCUCGGGUCUCGGCGCCUACUACACCCUGGCCGCCUACCAGGAGAACAGGACUUUCUUUGCGCUGACGCUGUUCAGGAUCCCGGCCGCGAUCAUUCUUGGCGCGCAGGGUCCUGGGUGGCGGCCGAUGGCGGCGUGGGAGGUGUUGGCGACGUUGGCGACGGCUGCGUCGUUGGCUUGGGAAGGGUGGGCUUGA
Messenger RNA from Dichotomopilus funicola, 345 nucleotides. RefSeq lists its product as uncharacterized. The transcript has a single exon. Lineage: Eukaryota; Fungi; Ascomycota; Sordariomycetes; Sordariales; Chaetomiaceae. The record is from RefSeq and is a predicted model, not a curated record. The coding region runs from base 1 to 345 and encodes 114 amino acids.